This is a messenger RNA of Falco peregrinus (peregrine falcon), 9099 nucleotides long. It is a transcript of the gene GAB2, whose product is annotated as GRB2 associated binding protein 2. The record is from RefSeq and is a predicted model, not a curated record. The coding region runs from base 94 to 2136 and encodes 680 amino acids. Lineage: Eukaryota; Metazoa; Chordata; Aves; Falconiformes; Falconidae. The transcript is spliced from 10 exons.
CCACUCACCCACCCACCCACCGCCCUCCAUGGGCCGGCGCUGCCGGCGCUGAGCGCCGGGAGGCAGCGCCCGGCGGCGCGCCCGGCUGCCGCGAUGAGCGGCGGGGAGGUGGUGUGCUCGGGCUGGCUCCGAAAGUCACCGCCGGAGAAGAAGUUACGGAGAUACGCAUGGAAGAAACGCUGGUUUGUCCUGCGCAGCGGUCGGAUGAGUGGUGACCCCGAUGUCCUGGAGUACUACAAAAAUGACCACUCCAAGAAACCUUUGCGUGUGAUCAACCUCAAUUUCUGCGAGCAAGUGGACGCAGGCCUGACCUUCAACAAGAAGGAACUGCAAGACAGCUACAUCUUUGACAUCAAGACCACUGACAGGACCUUCUACCUGGUGGCUGAGACCGAGGACGACAUGAACAAAUGGGUUCGCAGCAUCUGCCAGAUCUGUGGCUUCAACCAGUCCGAGGAGAACACAGACACCCUGAGGAGCAUUGCCUCCAUGAACCAUGCACCGCGGUCCUCCCCAGCAGAGCUCAGCAGUGCCAGCCACCACCUGCUGCGAGAGCGCAAGUCCUCAGCACCGUCCCACUCCAGCCAGCCCACCCUGUUCACCUUUGACUCACCCGCUGGCCACCUCCAGAGCACCCUGUCCGCCAGUGCCCCCCAGGACUACCUUUUCCUCCACCAGUGUAUGAGCAGAAAGUCAGAAAACGCAAGGAGUGCCAGCUUCUCCCAAGCCACAAGAUCCGCCUUCUUCAUGCGGAGUGACACGGCGGUCCAGAAGCUCUCACAGGGCAAUGGGCACUGCAUGAACGGGGUUGGAGGGCAGCUGCAUGGCUUUUACAGCCUGCCAAAACCCAGCCGGCACAACUCAGAGUUCAGGGACAGUGCGUACGACCUCCCACGCGCCUUCGGUUCCUACACCCACCCCAAGUCGAGCCUCACCAGCUCCGAAACUGAUAAUGAGGAGGUUUACGUCUACAAGACCCCCAACAACACCCUAUGCAAGGAGUUUGGGGAGCUCUCCACGGACUCCUAUGACAUCCCCGCCACCCCGCUCUCUGUCUAUCAGAUCCCCAGGACAUUUACGCUGGACAAGAACCACAACGCUCUGGCCGUGGCUGCCAGCGACUCGCCUGCUGCACCACCUCCGCGGCCCCCGAAACCCGGGCAGAUGGAGCCACGGUGGGGCAGCCCACCCCAGCGGCCCCAGCCCAGCGAAAGCUUAGGGCUGGCCCCGAUGGCAGCCACCAUUCCCCGGAGAAAUACGCUGCCAGCAGUGGAAAACAGCAGGCUACACCGAGCUUCUUCUUGUGAGACGUACGAAUACCCCCAGCACGGGGGUGGCAGCACUGUGCAGUCAGUCGAGUCGAUGAACGAUGGGUACAACUCCUACCUGCAAGCCAAGACAGCAGUGGCCCGCUCCCACAGCACCGACUCCGAGGACAACUAUGUCCCCAUGAACCCCGGUUCCUCGCCCCUGAUCCAUGCCGAGAAAGCCAAUGACAAUGGCCAAAAUCUCUACAUCCCCAUGAGUCCUGGGCCGCAUCACUUUGACCUGGUGGCGUUGUCCUCAGCCACCCUCCCCGUACAUAAAGGAGGAGCCAUGGCACAGUGCCACAGACGUUUGAGUGAAAUCCAGCCCCCACCAGUCAACCGCAACCUCAAACCUGACCGGAAAGCAAAGCCAUCACCACUGGACCUGAGGAACAACACAGUCAUCGAUGAGCUUCCCUUCAAAUCGCCAGUCACAAAAUCUUGGUCCAGGCCAAGCCAGACCUUCAACGCCGGCUCUUUGCAAUACUGUCGCCCUGUCUCCUCCCAGAGCAUCACCAGCACUGACUCGGGAGACAGUGAGGAGAACUACGUGGCGAUGCAAAACCCCAUUUCUGCUUCUCCUGUUCCUAGUGGUACCAACAGCCCAGCGCCUAAAAAGAGUUCGGGGAGUGUGGAUUAUCUGGCCCUGGACUUCCAGCCAAGCUCGCCAGGGCCACACAGAAAGCCCUCCACCUCGUCGGUCGCCUCAGAUGAGAAGGUUGAUUACGUGCAAGUGGACAAGGAGAAGACACAGGCGCUGCAGAGCACCAUGCAGGAGUGGACUGAUGUGCGGCAGUCCUCGGAGCCCACCAAGAGCACGAAGCAGUAGUGCCUGGGGCAGGCAGCGAAGCAGGCUGACAGCUCUGCUGGGCUGGAUUUCUAAGACUUGUCUGCGGAGAGGAGAGGGUCUUCAUUUUUUUAUUUUUUAUUAAGGCAAAAAGAAAUUUAAUUUCAGGGGAAGACUUGGCGGAUACUGUUUGCCAGUGAUAAAGACCAACUGUGUUCGGUGGCUAGGUUUGUGCUUUAGCUGCUGGAUGCACAAUCCAGGAAUUUGACUUAGCAAUACCAGGUUUCACCCUACACAUCUUUUGCUUACAGCUAUUAAAACCACCUUGUACGUGCUAACACUGAUCAUCUCUCCCCAUCUCCUUCGACGCUGUACUCCCAAACCAUGCCAUGCAGGUUUGCAGCAUCUCUCAUAAGACAUCAUUCCCCAGCUCUGAUUCCCCACUCCUUAUGGUUGCCCUCUUCUCUGCCUCCUCACAAUCCCAAAACUGAGCAAGGACCAUUCCUUUUGAAAUCACUUUCAUUGUCCCAUCUCUUGUAAAUAACAUGUUCAAAACCUCUGAGGGCUAUUCUUCUCCUGGUGGGACAGCCCCCAUGGUUUUGAUUGUGGUUGUUAACCUUCAGAAGCUUGAAGAGCAUCCAGACUUUUCCACUGAGCUGACUUAGAAACCCAGGACUUGCCCCGUUCUCACACACAUGCAUGUGUGAAACAUGUUUGUUUGUUUGGAUGUCUUCUGCUGUUGAUGCUCUCCAACAUCUCUCAAAGUCAAUGGGAUGGACAUACUGGCUUUGGAUGGCAGAAUUUAAGCCCUGACCCACUGCCUAUCUGAAAUCAAUUGCCCGUGAAUGUGGCCUUACGAACCAAAAUCUGCCCUUUGUGGCACCAAAAGAAAUGCAGAGAGUGAGAGUCCUCCACCUGUAGCCAUCAUGAGAGGCUCUUUGGUUGAGUACAAGGGACACAGGGAGGCUCUGGAGACUCUGUAUAUCUGGACUGGCACAAGGAUGAGUGACAAGGAGGGAGUGGAAGGCUGUUGGGAGCAGUGGGAGAAGGCAGAUGCUGUACUGCAGAGGUUGGUCUUGGGUGAGGAAGUCCAGUGGGGUGUACUUUGGAGGAAAGGAGUAGUGUAAUUGAAAUGUUGGUUGAUGGUGUUAUGUUGGUCUUAGGUGUGGGAAGAGGCUGGUCAGGAGAGUCAGGGCAAGGUGUUUCAACAUUAGCUUUGAUGUAGCAUUAUGGUUGGUUUGUGGUGGGUGCGAAGGGCUGGAUUAGGUGUUUUCUCCCCAUCUUCAGCAAUGUUUCUCAACACAGAAAUGGGGCUUGUUGACAUUAACGACUCUAGGCUCUAAUUAUGGGUGGGAAUCUGCUGUUGCCCCUUGCCAGCAUCCUUGACACAUCCAGGUUUUGGGAUUAUUCCCCAGGCAGCUGCUGGGUGCAGAGCCGAGAAGGAAGAUACAGUUCAUUGCAGAGAUAAUAAUUCAUGAUCUCAUGAAAACAGGAAGAAUUAAUGAUUGCCGUGGAGCAGCCUGAUUGCCAGACAGCAAGCACUGACAUGAAUAAACAGGCCGCCUGCAAACCAAGAGCCAAACCGAGGAGACAUUAGAAAGAUUAGGUAAUAAUAUCUACUAAAAAGCUGGAGCUAUUCUUUCUGCAAGCUGAACCCGUCCUAGUGCCAUGGGCUCUGUCUUCCACCAACACCACCAAGUCAUAUUGAUUAUUAACACUUAAGCAUUAACACAUUUCUUUAAUCUUGUUCGCAUUUGGAAAGAGCCAGACGUGACCCACAUGGGGAUAGGGUACCAGUCCCUUAAGGGCUGCGUGCUAGUAAAAUAAAUCUUGAACUUCCAACAUCGGUUUAUAUUUUCUUCUUGCAUGCCAUGAAAGGGAAGGUUAUUAAUGGAAAAGCUCUGACGGCCCUUUUAAGACACUGAAGUGUUGGCCUUUUACAGGAAUAACAAAGCAAAUAGCCUAAUGCUCAUGGCAAAAAGAAUAAUCAUCUAGGGGGGAAGAAAAAAAAAAAAACCACACCAAAACCCAAAGGGAAGAUUUAGCACAGCCAGAUGCUUUCUGAAGGUCAGGGAGUGUGAUACAGCCUGCAAGGGCCUUUGCCUCUCAUUGGGGGCUUGCACGCUUGCAUAGUGAGAUAAUGAAAUGAAGAGCAGAGUACAGUGCUUCGGAUUUCUAUAGCCCCUGUCAUCACUGCAUCUCAGGGGAGACUAAACAUUGGGGCUGAUCCAGAGUGUGUUCACCCGGGUGGGAGUGAGCUCCCCAUCCCCACCAAAAAGCAAAUGUGACUCAACAGGGAAGCUGGUUUUUUCCUAUUUCAUCCUCUUAAACUGUUGGGCAGGCACAAAGGAAGAUGAGGCUGGGGAGAAGGGUUAUGGUGCACGCUGGAUGUGUUUUCCUGCCAAAAGCUGUGCUGCUCUCCUCUCACGCGAAAACGCAGCUACCUCUGGGGUGGAUUGCAGCAGCAGUUUUGGGAAUAGCUCUUUGGGCUGCUUUGGGUCUCUCUCAGUAAAGCAGUGCAACUACUCUCAAGAUGAAACAGCCCAGCUCCAGGCUAAAGAAAAUCUUGAACUGAACCAAAAGCCUGGAGAAAUCAAGUGAUAGCCUAUGCUCAGGUUCUUGUUUUCAUCUGGGAGAUGGGGAGCUCACCAAGUCCCAAAAGCACCCUGAAAGUGGGCAGGCGAGGGGGAGGCAGCAGCAGCGGUCAUUUCUGGUGGUGCAGUGGCUUGAGAGACAGUGCAAUGAGCUGGGAUGUGUUUCGAGCCGGUGCCCUGUGCUUCUGCGCUGGGACCAGGUGCGUCUAGUGCCCGCUCCCAUAUUUAAUCCAAAGCCCUUUGUGGUGCUGGAGAAACUAGUCCUUUCUCUCUAUGUCCCACAAAUGUCUAUUUGUUCAUGGGGCAAGCCCUGGCAUGGGAUAGCUCUUUUCCCAAGCUCAGGCCUCCAGUUUUAAUGAUUUGCUUUCAUGAGAAUCCCCGCAACUGGCCCUUUGCAUUUGGCAGACCAAGGAACAAAACAUCCCAAAAGUAGCUAUUUCACAACUGCUGGUCGCUGGUGCCUCUCUGCUUUGCAGUGAGGCCUACAUUUUCCCAGAAACAGACAUAUUUCUCCAUUUUUUUCCCAGCUAAGCACCAAGCAAAUAGCCUCUCCAAGCUAAGUAUCAGCCCAUAGACUCUAUGCAUUGCCAUGUAGGCAUGACUGUAUCAGCCCCUCCUGAAAGCCAUUAAGUAAUCAAUGGCUGCAGUGGAAAUAGUCAUUCCUGACAGUUGCCAGGCUGAUUACAGCAGUCCCUGAUGAUUAAUGUUUGUGCAGUAUUUAGUCUUAAACCAUAUUGAAAAGCAGCUGGUUUAAUUACACGGACUGCCAAGAACUUUGUCCUGAAGGCAUUGAGUUUAUCACAUCCACUCUAUACUUGGAUGCUCAAGUAUUACUGACGCUUUUGUUAGAAAUAGGUAUUUUAGGAAGCUGAGAACAUUGGAAAUGAUUCAUUUUAACUGCAAUUAAAAUGGCUUGAGUCUUCACGUCAGAGCCUGCUCUUCAGCUCUAUGGUCCCAUUUAAGAAAAGAGAUGUGCUUGUAGGUGUGCGUGUGCUCAUGGAGAAGGGCUGUCUGUGGGACAAGCAUCAUGACCUCAAUAUUGAGUUUUAUGAAGUACCAGGGCCAUGGAUCAAAGCUCUCCCCGAGCUUUAGAAUGACUAAGCUAGACAUUUUAAAGGCAGAAGUAUCAAAAAACAUGUAUCCCUCACUGUGUGUGACUGCCGCUUAUGGUUCCUCUGGUGGGAUGUGUGAGCUGCCUUGUAGCUGAUUUGCUCCAAACUGACACUUGAGUGUUUAGUGGGAAAUACAUUUCAAGCUCUAAAUGGAUGACAGGCUUAUGCUUAGUCUCAGGUUGGAGAAACAAAAUACGUGUGAGUGCAGACUGUGCCAGGAGAAAUUUGAGUGUCUGGCAGAUAGGGUCAAAUCCAGAGCUGGAACCAAAACGUAUCUAAGGCUUGGGUGCACGGGGGGCUAACGGGGAUGGAACUGGGCCCAGGGCCACCAGCCACUGGCAAGGUUUAUAUAUGGGGGAACAUGAGGUUGGGAGGAAAGAAAGCAGGGAGUUUGCCAGCAAGAUCUGAGUCUUGGUCCUCCCCAUGUGCUCCUUUGGCAUGAGUCUCGAGUCAGCUAUAUAGAGAUUUGUGGGUUGUGGAGUGGGGUUUUGGUCAGUAAAAGCCACGGUGGGAGGAGAGUUCCCACCACUCUCACGACUUACCCAGGGCACUUCACUCUCAAGGGGUUCAUCCUGCCCGACAACAUGAUGCCUCAGUGCUCUGGCUUUCAGGGAGCCCUGGUCAAUGCACCCAGCUCUGAGCUGGGCAGGAGAAACCCUGCUAGAAGUGUGGUGGGGACCUGGACGUGCUGGGACACACCUUGCUCUGGGGCUCCCAUGAACUAACCAUGGGGCAGCAGUGCCAUGGGCUUCACAGGGUUGUCGCAUGAAGAGCCACCUCCAUCCUUGGAGCUUUUCAAGACCCAGGGUGGAUCAACCCCACAGCUGACCCUGCUUGGAGCAGGGGGAGGGACCAGAGACAUCUCUUCCCCCCAGUUUACCCUGAGACUCUGUGCUGCUGGGGCUGAGCAGAGACUCCUCCAUGUGAGGGAAGGGGCCAAAGGUAUUGCCUAGAGCUCUAUAAUACCUGAAACGGAGCUAGGGCCUCUUUUCUGGCCAUGAAGCCAAGUGGCAAAGCACAGCUUACCCCUAAGGCCAUACCCCACGGUGAGGGAACCUGAUUCACACUGGGGCCAUCCCUUGCACCUGGGAGAGGGCUGGCUAGCCCAGACCAAGUCGUCCGGGACACAGACACACAGUCCGAGCAACUGGGAGACAGCUUGAACCUGUAAAUUUGUUAGGGCAGACAUCAACCCAGAGCUCUCUGCAGCUCCAUGCCAGCUCCUACACCCUGGCAUCCCAGCCCCUCGAGCAUACCGGGAAGACUUGGCUUGCUUUGGCCACCCAAUGAUCAUGGCUCCUUGGGAGGGGUAGAGCCAUGCCCAGGUCUUAUGUGGUGGUGGACUUCAGUAGGAAGAUGUUUAAAUAGCUUCCAGGUCCUGUCUGAUCUUCCUGGCCUAGGAGGCAAGUAAGAGGAUGGUUUUGUCAAUUCAUGCUUGCGUUGUGUUGAUGUUUUCCCACCUGGUGAUGUUGCUAUUCCAUGUAAAAUUGACACUCACCCACACAGUGUGUGCCGUUGGAGGAAUGUUGUCUGAAGGAGAUGGGUGCAGUGGGGCUGUGCCUGUGGAGAAGCCCUAAAGGGUGAAGAGCAGAGCCUAACCCCACCCCCAGCCAGAGGACACACAUGGCCAUCAAAGAGCCAUCAAGAAAACCAGAGAGACCAGUCCAGCAUCAACUCACAAGGGCCAAUAAACCAGUUUAGGGCCCCUGGUGAGUCCCUGUGCCUCUCUUCUCUGCCCAGAAAGCACUAGCCCGCCCACAUGUAUGCAAUGAUCUUGCAACUGUUAAUAAGGCUCUUGCAGGUAGACAUGUGCACCUUUUGAUCAUGAUUUGUCCUUGGCUGGAGCAGUUGAUCCCUCCAUCAGCUUGUCCUUGGUGUCACAACCUUGUAGUCGUAAUUUUAUCUCCUUGUACUUGUGCUGUUAAUCAGGUUGCUACUUCAGUGGCUGCUCUUGAGAAAAUUUGAUAUGUAGCAAGGUGCCACCAAACAGCUCUCUCCAUGCCAACCCACAGCCAGCCGGUCCUGGCACAGUGUCCAAACUUUAACACUAGCCAGCAACACCUGGAGCAGAAGCUGACCACAUGGUUCCAUCUCUUGAUCUAAAAGAGCUCAAUGGAUUUGCUUCUGAUCAGCAGACUCUUAGUUUUUGAUGCAGCCCAUUGCUAACAUAUAACGGGUUCAUUUGUAGGCCAGUGGGUUGACUACAUGGGAGAGGUUUGCCCCAAGACCAGAAGAUAAAAAAACAUUAUUUUUAUUGUUGUUCUUUGGGUGAUACCACACUUUAUCUUCAGGUGGGUCGAGGGAGUUCAUUUGAACUCUGCAUCCUGCUUUUUCUCUGGCUUGUAAAAUGAAGAUUUUUAGUACUUAUUUCCCAACCUCACAGAUGCAUCAUGAGGUGUGAUUAAUUGGCAUCUAAUAAUGCAAAGAGCUGUUUUGAGUCUGCAUGCAAUGGCCGGGAAGCAUGUGGUGCUACCCCAUUGUCAUGUCCAGCAUCACACAUGACACUGCACAUCCCGCUCUGCAAAACUCAUUAAAAAACCCUCAUCCCUAAUUACCAGGGUGGAAAAAAAAUUGGCAGGAUUUUCUCCUGAGCAAGGCAGGUGGGGGAAAAGCCGUUUGCACAGUUUCAGCAUUCUGCUGCCAUGUUGACCCUGAAAAUACCACAUUUUCUUUGAGAGCCCUUUGAACGUGGUGGCUGAAGCACAUCACAGAGAGGGGAAGGGAACAGGACCCUGGGCUCCACGGGGAGCCCACUGCUAAGUCCCAUAGGGUUAGGACCAAACCUUUAGAUUAGUUAAGUCCCACUCAGCCCAGCCCUUGGGGAAGUCAGCGGGUCCCCGUUGACUUUGGGCAUCCCUGCGUGGGAACGGCCCCAGCCACAUUAGGGUAGUUUCCUCUGUUUGUUUCUUAACCCGCUGCGAGGUGGGGUCGGAGCCCCGGCUUUGAAGCCGUUGUGUCGGCAACCGAUUCGCAGGGAUGUCUUGUGUGUUUCAAAGCCUAUGACUGUUCGUAAAGAGGAGUAUUUUUACUUUUUUUUUUUCCCCAUUUGUAGAAGGAAGGACAAGAGUAAUCUGUGGCAAACUGUACAGUACGUGUCUUCUUGUGGUGUCACUGUUUGAAUGGUUAUUAAGUUUUCAAAUCACUGUGGACAGCUAAUAAGUUAUUAAUUUAUUCUUUGGGGGUUUGUUGUUUUUUUUUUUUUUUAAGUAAUUUGAAACAAUUAUUUAUCCUGUAAAUUGGUCUUGAGUGAAGCCUAGAUAAUACUUUUUUUGCUGUUAAUAAACAUGGUACAUGUCUGA